Leishmania mexicana MHOM/GT/2001/U1103 is the source of this 1113-nucleotide messenger RNA. RefSeq lists its product as hypothetical. NCBI's taxonomy places the organism in Eukaryota, Euglenozoa, Kinetoplastea, Trypanosomatida, Trypanosomatidae. Gene Ontology annotation, biological process: protein sumoylation. The record is from RefSeq and is a predicted model, not a curated record. The coding region runs from base 1 to 1113 and encodes 370 amino acids. The transcript has a single exon. Gene Ontology annotation, molecular function: SUMO ligase activity; zinc ion binding.
AUGCAUGCUCUUUGGGAGGCGCUGCCGGCUACACGUAGUGUUGCGAAGCGCACUUCGGGCAGGUCUUCCCCGCCUCUGUCUGCCGGCGGCGGCGAGGAGCAUGAUGCGAGCGAGGAGGACGAGGACGCCGUACCAUUUGUGCGGGCUGCAAGGCGCCAGGUGCUUGAGGUGCUCCGCCACGAAGUCUUCGAGAAUUCGUCGAGGCUUGUCUUGUCGCCCGUGUACCACUUCGUGGACAUGCUCGGGGCGGUGGUGGUUGAAAACAGCAACCUGGUCACGACACUGCCUGCACCUCACACGCUGCACGAGAGACCGGCGGAGGGCUUCUCGCCGCAGCGGCGCGUGCUUCUCGUGCCUUUGACAGAGACCUAUGAGCACACUACGGGGUGGAUGGUGCCAACGGAGAUGGAAGGCGCACAGCUUGCCAUGUCGCUGUACGUCAAUGACACACCCGUCUCUCUACCGCCAAACUGGCAGCUUUCCCCCGCCAAGGAGGCGGCCGCAGUUAAAGCGGCAAUCACGGUGGAUAUUACGCCCCUUGUGUUCCCGAUCGAACGGGAUUUCUUCUCCUUACAGGUGAUCUUCUCUGGCGAUGUGGCCGAGAUGGAGAUGUGGCGUGGCGUCAUUGCUUGUGUGCUUGUGGAGGAAGUAGAGUUGGCCCGCCUCGGUGAGCGCAUUGUGUCCACGUAUCACAAGCGUAGAGCGCCCGUCAUCUGGGGAUCGCCGCCGUCAUCUUGCGGCGAGCGCGGCGUCGUUGCAAUCAUGGAGGCGUCGGUGAAGAUUCAGUGCCCCAUCACCACGCUCACGAUGGAGAUCCCUGUGCGGAGCAUGUACUGCGAGCAUCUGCAGUGCAUGGAGUUGGCGGCGGUGCUCAUUCAAUGUGCUCGGCAAAACGUGUGGAACUGCCCACUAUGCUCGGCUGCCAUGAAGCCAGAAGACAUCAUCGUCAACUACCGCCUCAGGGACUGGAUCGCCUCGCAUUCGCAGGAGGUAGUGGCGCAGGUCGAAUAUGUGGUGGAGACGGAGCUUGGCCGACCCCUGAAGAUUGUGUACAAGGCCGCACGACCAGAGCAGCACGCCACAAUCGAGGUGAUAGAUGACGAGGAGGAAUAA